Messenger RNA from Hippocampus zosterae (dwarf seahorse), 8000 nucleotides. It is a transcript of the gene tns1a, whose product is annotated as tensin 1a. The record is from RefSeq and is a predicted model, not a curated record. Gene Ontology annotation, molecular function: protein binding. The coding region runs from base 1205 to 5851 and encodes 1548 amino acids. NCBI's taxonomy places the organism in Eukaryota, Metazoa, Chordata, Actinopteri, Syngnathiformes, Syngnathidae. Gene Ontology annotation, biological process: fibroblast migration. The transcript has 33 exons.
CUUCUUCCUACUCUUUUGAACAUAUAAUUGUGCUAUAUGAUGACUGUUCUCGUUUCCUUUUUUUACAAUUUUACUGACUUUACUUUCUGUCAAUUUAUUACUUCAUGUUCAAUAAACAAACAAACAAACAAACAAACAAACAAUGAAUUGGUCCGGCCCUCAUAAAGACGGUACCAAUAUUGCAGCAUAUGUGAGGUUAUAGCUGUUGGCCUUGAGGGCUUGCUCAUGCUUUCUGUUGUAGUUCAUCCCAAAAGGUGUUUGAUGGGAUUACGGUCAGCAUUCUGCGCAAGAGCUUCUACGUCAAAUUCACCGAAAUAUGCUUGGGCUUCUUCCUUCCUCAAAUAGGUGACAUUCCACAUGCCUCGAGCCAGCUUUUUGUAGCCGUGGAGCGGACCGCCAAGGUGCCCGCCACCUGGCGACAUUUUCCUUGUUAACUAUUGAGAAGAGAGAAUAAAGAAAAGAGGGGCUGACCUGAGGAAAAGAAUCAUCUCUUAUGAGUUGUGCUAGAGGUCACUGGCUUCCCAGAAGCCCCCUUGUGAUGUGAUGCAAUUUUAAACUAUGUGUUUCAUCAUGGCUGAACCCUUUUCAAGUUCAUUUGUCUCCAUUCUGGAUUAUUUGAAUUGUUCUCUGCCCGUGGGUUUGCUCUGAAGGAGCAAAGAGAGGCUGGAAAAGAAGUUUACCAUAGAAACUCGGAUGCAUGCUUCUUUUCGGUAAGGAAGCACCAAACUGGCUGAGGGUUUUUAUAUUCUGUUUAUUCUAACAACCAGAAUUUCUUGCCGCAUGGUAGAACCUCCAAGACAGUCCCGUGCUCUUAUGUGCUUCAGCAGGUGAGAACCACAUGAAGACUGUAUUAGCUUCCCACAUCAGCCACCUUAUAAGGAUAUAGUCAGGGUAGACGCAGUCGGAAAUGUUCACAGUGAAGGUCUGUCGUCACACUUCUCUUGAGUCUCAUUAUCCACAUCUCUGAUGCUGCUUGACCUUCAAAACGACAAACAUCCUGUAUGCCGGCGAUUCUCGGGUCACAGAACUGUUGGCAGUGGUUCGUGGGCAGCAAUUUAGAAAGGUGACCACGGCGUGUCAAACUAGCACCAACUAUGAGCUUCCUCCCACUCCUCAGCUGCCCUUAAAGCACGUAGAUACUCCGGGGUCAGCCAGGUCCUGCAAGAGUGCCGAAAUAAAGCGAAAGCAGUCACGGAGUCAGAGUAUGGUCCAGGACAUGGAGGAGAGCUAUGAGGUGGACCUGGUCUACAUCACAGAGAGGAUCAUCUCCUUCUCCUUUCCUGCCACUGCCGAGGAGCGCAGCUACAUCGCCCACCUCAAGGAGGUGGCGGCCAUGCUGCGCUCCAAACACGGUGACCACUACCUGGUGCUCAACCUGAGUGAGUUGAGGAACGACCUAGCCGCAUUAAACCCCAAGGUGCUGGAGUUCGGCUGGCCAGACCAUCAUGCGCCUCCACUGGACAAAAUCUGCAGCAUGUGCAAGGCCAUCGACACGUGGCUCAAUGGCGACCCGCACAAUGUCGUGGUGCUUCACAACAAAGGAAACCGAGGUCGGACGGGGGUGGUGGUGGCAGCCUACAUGCACUACAGCAACAUAUCGGCAAGCGCUGACCAGGCAUUGGACAGGUUCGCCAUGAGGCGUUUCUAUGAGGACAAAGCGCUUCCUAUGGGCCAGCCCUCGCAGAGAAGGUACGUGCGAUACUUUAACGGUCUUUUGUCGGGAGACAUAAAAAUCAACAACAAGCCCCUGUUCCUGCACCACGUCAUCAUGCACGGAAUUCCCAACUUUGAGUCCAAAGGAGGCUGCCGUCCAUUCCUAAAGAUUUACCAGGCGAUGCAGCCAGUCUAUACGUCGGGAAUAUACAAUGUGCAGGGAGAUGGCAACACCAGUAUUUGCAUCACCAUUGAACCCGGCCUCCUGCUAAAAGGCGACAUCCUGCUCAAGUGUUACCACAAGCGCUACAGAAACCCCACCAGGGAUGUUGUCUUCAGGGUGCAGUUCCACACGUGCGCUAUCCAUGAUUUGGGAGUGGUGUUUGGGAAAAGCGAAUUGGACGAGACAUUCAAAGAUGACAGAUUCCCCGAGUAUGGGAAGGUGGAAUUUGUUUUUUCUUAUGGUCCUCAGAAAAUCAAAGGCCUUGGCCAUCUGGAGAAUGGACCGAGCGUCUGUGUGGACUACAACACUCAGGAUCCUUUGAUCCGUUGGGACUCAUACGAGAACUUCAGUCAUCGCUGUGAGGGAGCUGCUGAUUAUCAGCACGAUGUUGUUCACAGUCAAGGUCCACUUGAUGGAAGCCUUUAUGCACAGGUCAGAAAGAAAGACUCCCUGGAGGGAGUGGUCACCGUCAAUGGCCUCCCAGUCCUUGGAGACCCCCUGACUGCCCCAGAGAACCCUUUGCAACACCCCAACCAACACCUUCAACCAUCAGAGCACACCCUUCCUGUAAUAGGUCACGCCUCUCUCCCCACUGUCGACCACACUCUGUCUGUGAGCAGCGAUUCGGGAAACUCCACCGCCUCCGUCAAGACAGACCGCACAGAGGAACACAGUCACUCUCUGCAGGGGGGCUCAAACCACAGUAACACAGGAGUAAGUCAUCCGUCCCUUAGCCCCCAGGAGAAGAGAGAACUGGACCGGCUUCUAAGCGGUCUUGAGGAGCCUGUUCAUCAACGACAAGUUUAUUUGUCUAGUUCAACCAGUCCGGGAGGUGGUGUCCGGCACCUGGUCCCUGCACAGGUGCAUGUCAACGGGGGUCACACCAGACUAAUUGGUGCCCCUUCCACAGAAGAGCGUGAGACAGAUAUUCUUGAUGACGAGCUUCCCAAUAGCCAAGAGGGCAACAGUGUGGACAGUUUGGGCACACUCUCAUCCUUAGAGGGCCAAGCCACACCAGGUGACCUCUACUAUCACUCACAAGCCCUUGUCAAGAACGACGGCCACCAUCUUGAAUCAGGUGUUCUCAGCGAUAAGUUUAGUGUGAUGCCUGUGCACGGACUACAGACGCCCACUGCAAUGCAGGAGCGCAGUGCCUCUGUGUCACCAUCGGGGGGAUGUAACAAUUUCCAGAAUGGAAGUGGAAUGUAUCGCUCACAGUCCUUUGGUAGCGCGCCUGGAAGAAGUCCUGAGUCCAACCCUAAACUCAUGCCCAGGGCCCCCGAGAGAAGCACCAGUAGCCGGGAGGCUGUUCAAAGGGGACUCAGUACAUGGCACCAGUACAGCCUCCCGGAUGAUCCUUUUGGCCCGCCCCUCCAGUCCACCAAUAGCUUGCCACGUUUUCCCUCCUCAGCUUCACAAAGGGACAUUGAGCAAUCCAUUGAAGCGCUCAACAUGCUCAUGCUCGACCUGAACCCGAUCAACUCCCACAUGUCCAAGUCACACAGUGCUCCCCCUGGAGAAAACACCUUCAGUUCAUCACCCGUGCCCUUCUCCCAGACACUCACAAGGCCAUCCUACCAAGCUGACGCGGCCAUCCAUGGCUACAGCUCCUCUGGGUCAUCCAAUAAUACUUUCCAUCAGCCACCACGCGUGACUGUGAGAACUUUUCCCAACCAGAGCCCUCUUUUGGAGUCUCCGGUACACUCCCCUCAAAGGCCCACCCCCAUUUCGCAAAACCAAAACACCACACCAUCACACACACCUGAGCCCUACAUGCACACACGUCAAGCACUGCAGCAGUUCCCCUCAGAUCCCUCCACAAAUGUCCAUCUACCGUUGAAUCCUGUAAACUUGUACAUGGUCGGCACAGUGUCCCACUCUCCGGACCUACAGGGGUCAUCUCCCUAUCCGGGCUGCAGUGAGUCCUCCACUCCACUUCCUGCUCUCACCCCUGAACCUAAGGACACCUCCUCCUCCUCUUUGCCCCAAGAACAGAAUGCUGAGGAGGGGGCGUUGAACCUAGAGGGCCUGGUUGCUCACCGCAUUGCCGAGUACAACGCUCGUAUCCGUGGCAUCAGUGAAAGCGUAACACUGCAACAGUCUGACCGCCUUCGUUCCUAUUCCUUCUCCGGGGUACGCUCUAGGGCAAUGACCCCAGAAGUAAGCCAGGAGACGGGCCGCCGUAGAACCACCAGUGAGGGUCAGUACCACAGUGUGCAUGACAACAGGCCAGAUGGCCAUUCAACAGACUUCAGCAUCAGUCUGCCCCACAACACAAGAGGAAGACCAGGAGAGGGUUCCGUGCACAGCUACCGGGAUGCAUUUGAGGACAGCGAUAUCGAUAGAUUUGUCAGGAACAGCCCUGCUUUGGGGGGCUGUGCUCGUUCCCCACCAGGCUGGUUGUCAGCAGCGGGAAUGAAGGCUAAUCAAAAAUUUGAACCAGACUCUGCUUCAAGUCAUGGAGAACAAGAUCAUCGUAGUUUUGUGGAACUUAGAGCACAACAGUUCAGCAGUCCUCUCACCUCUAGCAGUCCUAUACACAGCCCCGAAGGGAGACGUGGCUCUUCUGACCACAGCUCAACACCAUUUUGUCCUCACACACACGCCUCCCCUGAUGGCUCCCAGGUAAAUAUCAUGGGUGUCCACACUGUCCCUGGUAGCCCCAACACCCUCCACCGCACAGUGGCCACCAAUACUCCCCCAAGCCCUGCUCUCCAAAGGCGCCUGGGCCAAGGCAGUCCUUCACCGGUCAGACGCACCCCUGCAGCAGGUGCCAGCAGGGACGGCAUCCCCUCCAGCCCCUUAAUUGGCCGAAACCCCAAAACGAGUGCAAGUGUGCCACCCGCCAGCCCCCUGAUGGGGCGGCGAGCUGCAGCGGGAGGCCACAGUACCCCAGAUGAGUUAGGGGCCACGUCUCGUCAGGCUCAGCCACCUUCCACGCCCGCCUUCCCCGUCUCCCCCGAGCUGCCAGUGAAGAGGCACGCAAGCAGCGGAGAUGCAGAGAGGAUGGACAGCAAGAACCUCGCAGCCGAGGUUGGAGGGUCAAACUUGACUGGAACUUACCCAGACACCGCCAAGCCCAUCUAUGAUGGUUAUCCGGACAUCAAAAUGAAUGUUAAGUUUGUCCAAGACACGUCCAAGUUCUGGUACAAGCCCGACAUUUCCCGAGAACAAGCCAUUAACGUGCUGAAGGACAGGGAGCCCGGCGCCUUUGUCAUCAGGGACAGCCACUCCUUCCGUGGGGCUUACGGUCUUGCCUUGAAGGUGGCCUGCCCACCACCAACAGUAAAACAAAGCAAAAAAGUUGCUGAUCUGACCAAUGAGCUGGUGAGACAUUUCCUGAUCGAAACAAGCCCCAAAGGUGUUCGCCUGAAGGGUUGUGCCAAUGAGCCCUACUUUGGUUGUCUCUCUGCGCUUGUUUAUCAACACUCCAUGACGCCUUUGGCGCUGCCCUGCAAGCUCAUGAUCCCCACCAGAGACCCAAAUGAGGAAGCGUUGGAGCUGGCUAUACCCACCGACCCAGUUGUGGAGCUUUUGAAACAAGGAACAGUUCAGAAGGUUCCGGAGGAGUCUUACGCGUCUAACGUGCUUUACAUUAACUCUGUGGAUAUGGAGUCCUUGACUGGCCCUCAAGCCAUUGCCAAGGCCAUCAGUCAGACACUUACGACCAAUCCCCAGCCUGCCGCCACCGUCGUCCACUGUAAAGUGUCCCCACAGGGCAUCAUGCUCACAGACAGUCACAGAAAGCUCUUCUUCAGGCGGCAUUAUCCACUAAGCAGUAUAACCUACUGUGACGCCGACCCCCAGGGCAGAAGGUGGGGCCAAGAGGGUGGUCGUUCACUUAGGCUUUUUGGCUUCGUAGCGAGAAAACAGGGAAGCACAACAGACAAUGUCAGCCACCUGUUUGCCGAGCUGGAUCCUGACCAGCCGGCCUCGACCAUAGUCAGCUUUGUCUCCAAAAUGAUGAGGCGGUGAAACGCAUGUCGGGAUGGCGCCUAUUUUUAAAUCCAUCAUUUUGGUGUCUUUUUAUCUCUGGGAUCCGACGAUCUCCUCUUAUUAUUUUUAAAAAUUAGAUUCAUGUAUAUAUAUAUAUUUUUGUUUUUGUUUUUCUGCCUUUCUAGUUUGGCGUAUUGCAAGUAUCUUUUUGUGCAAGAGGCAUUGUGAACUUGUGAGAGGAUGUGCCAAUGUGGGCCUGCAAAUGUGACGAACAUGGAGGCCGCUGGACUGAAAUGCGGAGAGGAGAGCGGAUGAAACUGGCAAGUUCGGUGUGAGGACAUGUGAGGCUCGAAUGUUUCAGGGUGUUUUCCCAUUUUUCUUGAUUGAUUUACCAAAGGUGAAUGGCGUAGCGAUUAAGCCAUUCUUAUUGUUUCCUUCUGUAAAAGAUGUACAGUACCUACGACACGCAGAAAAGAAAAAAAUUACUUUCUUCUUCUUGUUGUCUUCAGGAAGGAAAAAAAAACCAUUGUCUGAAGACCUAAUGCAUGUUAACUUGACCUUUAAGCUCAGUUCUCCUCCUACCGUCCACUCACCCUUGUGGAGCACUUAGUGUGAGCUUUUCUGGUUCUGCUGUGUUAGAAAGGGCUCCGCAGUGAAACGGCGACUGAUCGAAACUGCACAUUGCAGACCAGCCCCACUCCCCAAAAAAGAAAAACCGCACACACACUAACACUACCCCACGCCCACCCACCUCCUUUUCUUGCAAGAUGCUUUACACUGCAAGCAACUGGUGACUUUGACAGGUUGUCCACAGGGUACAGCCCCCCCCCAGUCAGCUUGCACCAGGACGCUUGUCACGGAAUGACACUGAAAAGCACCUCCAGGAAGCUGAACCUGGACCUAUGCACUGUUCUUUCUGCAUGCUGUUUUUCCUUCGCAGCGGCAUUCACUGAAAACAUUCUGCGCUGUGUGCCCUCGUAGACACUGAGGCCAUUUGACUUGUCAAAGACCGCAUGAAGUAGACUUUUUUAAAUAUUCUCAGAGUCCUCAACAAGAUGUAGACAACCCAUUUUUGAAGUAGUCAAAUGAUGGUGGUGCGCUAUAUUUUUAUUUUAAGUGUUGGUCUGAUGGGUUUAGUGUACCGGGGGUGGGUCUGUCUCCAUUUUGUUUCCACUGUGUGUCACAAAUUACAUAGAGAUGUUUUUAGCAGAUAAAAACAAUACGUGAGUACUCACACUGUGCACAUUUCCACACACGCAAGCAUCUACAAGAGGAUAGAUAUAUAUGUACAUAGGUGAACUACUUUGAAAGGUGACUUAGCGAAAUGUAUUUAUUUUUGUUGCUUUGGUCCCUCAUGAGUACUCAUUAUGCAUAUAUUGUACAGUCUAGAUAGAGAAAUGGGUUCAGAAAAAAAUCUACUUAUUUUGGCUAAUGAUUUCAAAGUCUGAGGAUUUUGAAAUGUUUGAAUAUAUGGUGUACAUUAUUUUGUACAUGUAUCUGUUUUGGCUCAUCUUGUUUGUCAUCUUGGCAAAAGCAGUGUAGCGGACUUGCAUGGACAAAAGUGUGCGUGAACAAGAGUUUGGUGGUGGGAAACAUUUAGAACAGAUUGUAGUUGAUAGAACAUUGCAAAUUAAAAAAAUGUAAGGAAAAAGAGGCCAAGCUCAAAUGCAAUACAAAAAACAGUAUGCGCCCAUGACAGUUUUGAUUUUUGCCAAAGAGUCACACAAGCUGCUUUUUGUCUUUGCCUCCAAUUGACAUGCAAAACUAUGUUACACAGGGAGGUUUACACUUAUGCACUGAGACAUUGACGACUCUUCUUCUAACUCUAUGCCCAGAGAAAAAAAAAUAGAUUGCUGAGUACAUGAAUCACUUGACAGAGCAGCAGAGAAUCGACAGGAAUUCCACAUGCGACAAGCUCUUCCAAGGCUUAAUCAUCAGACCUCCUGGACGCCAAUGGUUUAUUUAUCUUUUUUUAUUUUUUUCUCCAUGACAGACAUCUUGUUCCACUGUGUUAUAUGGAAGUAGAGCUGUGGAGCUUGCUUCUGUCCAGGAAAGCAUUUUUAUAAAAGACCUAGCAAGUGUCGCUAAAGUUGUUUCAAUUGUAUUAAUGCAAAAAAAAAAAAAGACACCCUGAUUGUGUUUGUGCUUACCAACUUCAUUUGUCAUGACAGCUUAUCUAUGGAGAAGG